This is a messenger RNA of Dentiscutata erythropus, 1692 nucleotides long. Lineage: Eukaryota; Fungi; Glomeromycota; Glomeromycetes; Diversisporales; Gigasporaceae. The record is from the annotation of a GenBank genome assembly.
AUGGAUUUUGAGAAUUUAAUUCAACGUUAUCGCGAUACCAUUAGUUCACAUAUUCUUACAAUUUGCCAAACGAAGCGCGUCAAAAGAAGCGAAGAAAAUAAAGAAAACGAGUAUAGAGAAAAUGAAGAUUUGGACCUCCAAGCUGUAGAUCCUGAAGCUGAACCUUUAUCUUGGGGUUGGGUAUGUGCUAGAGUUGCAGAAAUGCUAAUACAUACUCCGCAUGGACUAACUGAGCCUGUUAUCCUAAACCAGUUGCUUUCUGAGUGGCAAGAGACGAGUGUAACUUAUCGAAAGGGCGUACCUAAAAAUAAUAGAUCAACAGUUGACAUGUUUAUUCCUCCGAGACUUUGUCGGUUUAUAGAUGGGGGGUAUUAUCCGAAUUUAUUUGAUAAAAAAUAUCGCCAAAUCAGAUUUAAUCGCGCGUCUUUGUCAAAAACGGCAUCCAAUUUAACUUUUUUGCAUACUUCAAACAUUAUAAUAAUGUUAAACCCCUCUGAAGAAAUUUUGGUAGAUACAUUGUUUACUGAUUCAAUUGCCGAUGUUUCAUCAACUGAUAUUAAGAAUGGAAGGGGAUAUCAGUUUUGGACAAGGGUGGUGCAUAUCGGAGCUAAAGAGCCUGCAGAUUUACCGGGUUUUUGUAAUAAAGUAUGUGUUUACCUGCGUGACAUAUCGAGUUCACAAUGUGCCAGCUUGGUUUUAUUGGACGAUAAAAUACGUAUGACCACAUUAUUUAAAACAGGAGACUUUUUGGGAAUACAUUGGCCGUAUAUUGAUAUUGAAGAUACAAUUUAUGAUGAAAUUAUUCUUCAUUACGGAGAUUUGACGACUUUGUUUUGUUUACCAAUGAGUGAGCUUUGUAAGGGGGGAAAUUUGAAAUCUAGAUAUUUCAGAAAAAACAAAUUUAAUUAUCAAGAUAAUUCGUAUAUGAUCGACUACAAAUUUCACUAUGAUCGUUUUUUCAUUAAAACCCUACCUUCACGAGGAUUAAAUGUAACUCUUUAUGGUAAAGUUGACGAUAUUUUAGAUAAUUCUCCAUUAAUUUUGAACAAUGGCAAACAAAUAGACCGAUAUUCCAUAAAAUUUAGUGACAAGACUGGAAGCCAACAAAUAAUACUUUGGGGAAAAGUUGGGCGUAAAAUAGCCGAAUAUCAUAUCGGUCAAUAUAUUGUUUUGGAAGGAUUAAAUACGUGGAAAAAAAGCAAUGGUCAAUUAGAAAUUAACGGUGACGCAUCAAGUGGUGCUGUGGUGUAUAAUGUUAGUAUGGCUAAGGGGUGGUUGGCUGUUUCGUCGCUGCAUAGUUGUUCUCUUUCAUUAGCAACUAUAAUCAAUAAUCAACACAUAUAUCAAUUUAUUUGUCGAUGUUUGGUCACUGGUUGGGAGACAAAUGAUGAUUCAUUGGACAUAAGUUGGCGUUUGGAUGAUGGCACCGGUGUUAUUUGGGCCAAGGCAGUGGGCACUGUAUCACAAGAUAUUUUACACUCUAGUGGAAUUGAAACUUUGACAGAUAGCCUAACUAAAGCUAAAUUGAAAAAAGGGCACCUGGGAACAAACCUCAUCGGCAAAAUGCUUUGGUGUUGCAUUUCAAUAUUGGCUUCGGGGAAGUACCAAAUUAAUGCCGCGUUAGCAGAUUAUAGCGAUGGUUCACAUUCCAUAGCACAAGCGGAUUGUGCACGGAUGCUAAAAGAACUCUGA